Molecule: messenger RNA, 1575 nt
Organism: Apis florea (little honeybee)
Lineage: Eukaryota; Metazoa; Arthropoda; Insecta; Hymenoptera; Apidae
Gene: Snx6
Product: sorting nexin 6
Biological process (GO): phagosome-lysosome fusion involved in apoptotic cell clearance
Molecular function (GO): phosphatidylinositol binding
Source: RefSeq, a predicted model, not a curated record
GAGAACGUGUCAGAGACGCUUGGACGCCAUGAUGGUAGGUGGAACCUGUUAUCACUUAUCCACCGAUCUGCCUUUUCAACGAAUUUAAUACUGUGCAGUUUAAAUUUUAUUUUGUUAUAAAUAUUUUCUACACAGUUUUUAAUUAAAUAAAAUGUUUCAGGACGGCAUAUGUGAUACUGCCGACAUUUUAAAUAACGUUCCUGCUAAAAAGACAAUUCAUGCUGACAAUGUAGACCUUUCUGAUAAGUCAUUACAGGUGGAUAUUUCAGAUGCUCUUAGUGAAAAAGAUAAAGUAAAAUUUACUGUACAUACAACAACUACAUUACCGGAAUUUCAAAAACCAGAUAACUUAGUUGUAAGACAACAUGAAGAAUUUGUUUGGUUACAUGACCGAUUUGAAGAAAAUGAAGAAUAUGCUGGAUAUAUUAUUCCUCCUUGUCCACCACGACCAGAUUUUGAUGCAUCUCGUGAAAAAUUACAAAAACUUGGAGAGGGUGAAGGUAAUAUGACACGUGAAGAAUUUAAUAAAAUGAAACAAGAAUUGGAAGCUGAAUAUUUGGCAACAUUUAAAAAAACUGUUGCUAUGCAUGAAAUGUUUUUAACUAGAUUAGCACAUCAUCCAGUUUUUCGUAAUGAUCAUAAUUUAAGAGUAUUUCUGGAAUAUGAUCAAGAUCUUUGUGUAAGAGGAAAAAAUAAAAUGGAAAUGUUUGGUGGUUUAGUAAAAUCUUUUUCUACUACUACAGAUGAAUAUUACUUAUCUGCGACAGUAAAAGAUGUAAAUGAUUUCUUUGAUCAAGAAAUGUCUUUUUUACAAACUUAUCAUCAUAAUUUAAAAGAAGCAACAAUUCGCGCAGAUCGACAGACAACCAAACAUAAAGAUGUAGCAGAUUCAUAUAUUAAAAUUUCCACAAAUCUUUUGCAGUUAGCUACAACUGAUACUGGUAAAUUGGAGAGAUUUUUAACAAAAAUUGCAGAAAUGUUUGAGAAAUUAAGGAAAGUAGAGGGACGGGUAGCAUCUGACGAAGAUUUAAAAUUAUCAGAUACAUUACGUUAUUACAUGAGAGAUACAGCCGCAGCUAAACGACUUUUGUUUAGGAGAUUAAAAGCUCUGCAUGCAUAUGAAUCUGCGAAUCGUGCUCUUGAAAAAGCUCGUGCCAAAAAAGAUGUUCAUGCUGCAGUGGAGGUUGCUGAGGCGGAACAAGCUCAAACAGAAGCCUGUGAAAAAUUUGAGCAAAUGUCAGAAAAAGGAAAAGAAGAGCUAAUGGAUUUUAAAACGAGAAGAGUAACUGCAUUUAGAAAGAAUCUGAUUGAAUUAACAGAACUUGAAAUAAAACAUGCAAAAGCACAUGCGGAAUUGCUCAAAAAAUGUUUAACGGUUUUACGAGAAGAGUGAAGCAAUUUUAUACUUUUCAUUGCAAAGAUUACUAUGUAAUCUAUAUGAAGAUAACAAUUAUCUAUUUAAAAUCAUAGCAAUGUAAUGGUAUUGUAAAAUAUAUAUUUUUUGUUAUCUAGAUUUAUAUAUGUUAUCUGAAAGAAAGAAUUGUAUUAUUAAUUACAAAAGAGCUUCAUAUAAAG